Messenger RNA from Pungitius pungitius (ninespine stickleback), 1583 nucleotides. It is a transcript of the gene zpd, whose product is annotated as zona pellucida glycoprotein d. The record is from RefSeq and is a predicted model, not a curated record. The transcript is spliced from 10 exons. Bases 219 to 1418 code for a protein of 399 amino acids. Gene Ontology annotation, cellular component: apical plasma membrane; cell surface. Gene Ontology annotation, biological process: neutrophil migration. Lineage: Eukaryota; Metazoa; Chordata; Actinopteri; Perciformes; Gasterosteidae.
UGCUCUGUAUUACAAAUAGAAACCCACUAAUGAAAUUGCAUUUUUAAAAUAAAUUAUUAAUGAUAAACGUAACGUGUUGAAGCAUAAAGUGGCAGGUGUUUUGGAUUGAAGAGCAGCACCUGUUGAAAACGGGCUGAGGAGCGCGUGCCGUGUGACGACAUCACGUUUAAUAAAGAACAGGAUUCCUGUUAACUACAUCCUUGCGAAACACUGCGACAAUGAUCUCAGUCGGCUUGAAGCUGAGCGUCCUCCUCGUGGUUCUCUUUGGCUUCACGCGCCACUGUGUUCAAGGAGUGUGCCGCGUGGAGCAUUGCACCAACAGCACCAGGUGUCUUCUGUCUGAAGACCAAAGGCGAUGCAAAUGUGUCAACGGAUAUUAUUCGGACAGAUGUGACAAAAAUGCACGCAUCAAAGUUAUGUGCGGCAAGGACUUCAUUGCAAUCAGAGCGAUGGAAGAUUACUUCACGUUUCACAACGUACCGCUGGAGUCGCUGCACUUGCCCAACAAAUCAUGCCGUCCUCAGAGGGAGGUCAUCGACGGUGUGCCGUACUUCAUGUCCAAGAUAUCUAAAGAUGAAUAUCAAAUGUGUGGAGGCAAGCCGCUGACGGAAAAAAAUCACAUCUCCUAUUCCCUGAGUCUCCAGUCAGACCCUCAGGUUAUUGGAAACAUCAUCAGAAAUCCAGUCAUCAAGAUGGACUUCACCUGCGUCUAUCCGUCCAUCAGAACAGUCAGCCUGCCUUUCCCAGUCAUCCACUUUGCCAGUGAGAUGGUGAUGCAUGUUGACGAACUCGAUGCCAACAUACAGAUGAUGCUGUACACGGACCAGUCCUAUUCAAAAGCCUACAGUAGUGCCCCCACCAUUGGACUCCGAGACAAGGUGUACGUGGAGGUGACUGUCACGGAGCCCGCGGACUACUUCCUGCUCCGGCUCAAUGAGUGCUGGGCCACGCAGUCCCCCCAGCCCAACACCACGGCGGGAUUGUUGUACACUCUGCUUCUGAACGGGUGCGUGAAUGACGAGACCGUGUCCUUUCUGAACGUGAGCGCCGGAGAGUCUGGCGGCAACGGAGAAAGUUCCACCAUUCGCUACAGCUUUGACAUGUUUCGCUUCACAGCAGAACCUCACGACCUCUAUCUGCACUGCACCGUUGAACUGUGCACGCCAGAAGAGCACAGCUCCUGCACGCCCAACUGUAAUUCAAUCAGUAAGAGGGAAGCGAUGUGGUCAGACCCCUCUCUGGGCCUCCUGUCAUAUGGACCCAUCAGGAUCGACAUGCCGGACGGACAUCAAUCCAGCAUACUGGCGACAGUGGUGCUGCCGGUUGCGGGUGUCUGGAUUUUGGGCUUCUUCUUAAUCGUCCUCAUCACUGUGGUCAAGGCAGGCAGCAGGAGAUUCAAACUAACCGGGGAACCGUGACAACACUGUUGCUGGAAUAAACCUUAAAAAAAACUCAUUCGUAUCCAUUUAUUUGUCAGAUCAAGGUUUAUAAUCUAUUUGUAGGUCUCAUGAUAUUUUAUUUUCAUCUGCAGUGCGUCCAAAACUGUUUAGUAUGCCAGGGAUCUGCUCAUUAAGUACUGCUAU